AUGGAAGCUGAGUUGGAGGCCAUACACCAGAUGCACCUUCCAGAUGGGCACAAACCAAUAGGCCAAAAAUGGGUUUUCAAGAUCAAGAAGGACUCUGAAGGAGUAGUGGUGAAACACAAAGCAAGACUAGUGGUGAAAGGCUAUGUGCAGCGCAAAAAAGUGGAUUUUGAUGAAGAGGGGUGGCAUAUGCAUUACAUGGAUGUCAAGUCGGCGUUUCUCAAUGGAGAAUUGGAAGAGGAAGUCUAUGUCUUCCAACCACCAGGGAGCCUCUUAUCACUUGGAUUCGAGAAAAGCCCACUUGAACAUGCUGUAUACAAACGAUGUGCUGGAGAAUCAAAGCUUCUAAUUGGUGUUUAUGUAGAUGACCUGAUUAUAACAGGAUCUGAUGACAAGGAAGUUGACAGAUUCAAGAAACAAAUGAUAGAGUUGUUCCAAAUGAGUAACCUAGGAUUACUCUCGUAUUAUCUGGGGAUCGAGGUCUCACAAACACCUUCUGGGAUCACCAUGAGCCAAGUAGGGUAUACAAAGAAAAUCCUAGAGAAGACCGGAAUGUCUGAUUGCAAUUCCUGCCAAACUCCUAUGGAAACAAGGACUAAAUUAAGCAAGCUCAGAGAAGAACCUCCGGUUGAAGCAACCUACUACAACAACAUUGUCAGAAGCCUCAGGUACCUGGUGAACACUAGGCCAGACAUCUCUUACACGGUUGGGAUCAUGAGUCGAUUCAUGGAGAAGCUGACUACUCAACACUUGGCCACAAUGAAGCAAAUUCUCAGAUAUAUACGUGGCACACUUGAUAUGGGGUGCAUUUAUACAAAGAGGGAGGAAACAAUGAAGUUAGUUGGGUAUAGCGACAAUGAUCUUGCCGGUGAUUUGGAUGAUCGGAAGAGUACCACAGGUGCUGCUUAUUUCUACGGUGGGAACCUGAUCACCUGGGUUUCUUGGAAACAAAGGAUGGUGACCCUUUCUUCUUGUGAAGCUGAAUACGUUGCAGCUGCGAUUACAACAUGUCUAGGCACAUGGCUAAGUCAUCUCUUGGCAGAUCUUAGAAAAGAAAAAGAAGGGGCAGUGAUCUUAAGGAUUGACAACAAAUCUACAAUAUCACUGUGCAAAAAUCCAUUAUACCAUGACCGUAGUAAACAUAUCUAUACCUGCUAUCACUAUAUUCAUGAGAACGUGGAGAAUGGGAGAAUUAUUGUUGAGCAUGUCACGUCUUAG
This is a messenger RNA of Dioscorea cayenensis subsp. rotundata (Guinea yam), 1215 nucleotides long. RefSeq lists its product as uncharacterized. Bases 1 to 1215 code for a protein of 404 amino acids. The transcript has 3 exons. NCBI's taxonomy places the organism in Eukaryota, Viridiplantae, Streptophyta, Magnoliopsida, Dioscoreales, Dioscoreaceae. The record is from RefSeq and is a predicted model, not a curated record.